This is a messenger RNA of Durio zibethinus, 2798 nucleotides long. RefSeq names its product homeobox protein knotted-1-like 4. Gene Ontology annotation, cellular component: nucleus. Gene Ontology annotation, biological process: regulation of DNA-templated transcription. Gene Ontology annotation, molecular function: DNA binding; DNA-binding transcription factor activity, RNA polymerase II-specific. The record is from RefSeq and is a predicted model, not a curated record. Lineage: Eukaryota; Viridiplantae; Streptophyta; Magnoliopsida; Malvales; Malvaceae.
GUAAAGUGGUGAAACAGAAGAGACAAAAAAAAGCCAACCAAAUCAACCACCAAAGACAUAGAAAUUUAACUCAAACGUCAAUGGUUGUUCCCCUGCAUCAUAGAUCCCUCUUUGUCCUUUAUUACACAAUCCUCCAACAACAGCGCUUGCCUUUUUCCUUUUUCACCAAACCCAAAACAGUCUCUCCCCUUAUCUUCUUCUUUACUAAAAAUCAACUUAAAGCUCUUUUCAGUUUCCUUAAACAUGGCUUUGGAUGGUUUUGUCUCCGACCACACCAUAGAUAUGCAAACCCUUGCUUUAAACGAACCCGCAUCAGCUUCAGCCUCAGCCGCCGACGUCGACCACUGGGAAAGAGCCAAAUGCAAGGCCAAGAUAAUGGGACACCCCAUGUACGAUCAGUUGUUGGAAGCACACGUGGCUUGUCUGCGUGUUGCCACGCCUGUUGACCAGCUUGCUAAGAUCGACGCUCAGUUGGCUAGGUCCCAAGAAGUCUUGGCUAAGUACUCAGCCGCUGCCGCUGCUGCUUCUGCCGCUGCUAUUGAAGAAGAACUCGAUCAUUUCAUGACAAAUUAUGUUCUACUGCUUGGUUUCUUUAAAGAACAAUUGCAACAACAUGUUCGUGUUCAUGCAAUGGAAGCAGUUAUGGCUUGUUGGGAUCUUGAGCAAUUACUUCAAAGUUUAACAGGUGUAUCUCCGGGUGAAGGCACUGGUGCAACCAUGUCUGAUGAUGAAGAUGAAGUUGUAGAUAGUGAUACCAGCUUGUUUGAUGGAAGUUUGGACAGGUUUGACAGCAUGGGAUUUGGUCCUCUUGUCCCAUCUGAAACUGAGAGAUCCUUAAUGGAGCGUGUUAGGCAAGAACUGAAGCAUGAGCUGAAACAGGGUUACAAGGAGAAAAUUGUGGACAUUAGAGAGGAAAUUCUGCGUAAGAGAAGAGCUGGGAAACUACCAGGUGAUACCACCUCCUUCUUAAAAGCUUGGUGGCAAUCACAUUCUAAGUGGCCUUACCCAACGGAGGAAGACAAAGCAAGAUUAGUGCAGGAAACAGGAUUGCAAUUAAAACAGAUUAAUAAUUGGUUUAUAAACCAAAGAAAAAGGAAUUGGCAUAGUAACCUCUCUACUCCUAUGAAGAGCAAACGUACGAGGUAGGCUGCUUGUGGAUGUAUGUGUUUCUUGAUCAAAAGGAGCUUUUCUCGAGAACUGGUUGCCACUUUUAAUUUGGAAAAGAAGUAAUGCAGGUUAAACCUGCGGUGAACACUUAAUGUUUGUAAAGAAACUAUCAUAGAAAACUCCAUAUUUCGCUUUCUGUCCAUAUUGGUGGAAAUUCCGCUUCUGACCGAGGGAGAGGCUAUUGCAAUGGGAAAAUCUAGCUAUAAGACAACUUUGGUUAAGUGUUUUAUGUUGUUCAUAUGAUUGGCUGCUGAUAGGCAAUGAUAUCUGUGUAACUAUGUUUCAGAUGCUUGAAUUAGAACAUAUAAGACUGGAAGAAAAGUUUCUCUGCAUUGCAUUAUUGUAGCUUAGAUAGAUCGUUCUGUAAUUUUUCGGCUCUUGCUUUUAUAACUAUGGACAAGAAUGACUGUAAGUCAUGUAUUUAUAAUGUAAUUAUCUACUUGUUCAUACUAAAAAAUGUUUCAACCGGUUAAGUGAUUGACGGUUUCAGGUUCAUCCACGUGUAAAAACUUGUAGGCAGAGACAUGAGGUUUGAGGUGUCUCAUUUUCAAUUGGUCAAAAUUUGUUUGAUACACGGGAGACCGCAGUAUAGGGACAAGGAAAAAUGAUGCAGGUGCUUUGUGGAAUGGAUCCAUGGUUCUGUUUGUACUUUGUAUGUGCUGUAUCAGUGAUUUGCCACUUUUAAAUUAGUUUGUCUGACAGAAUAAGGAUAAACAAGGUCGAUAAAAUUUGUUUAAAGCAACAAUAAUAAAUUAGAAACCGAUGGGUAUCAGCAAUGGAACUUGUGAUCGCAACCGUACUUAUCAGGCAUUUAUUUAAUAAGCAAAAUUUCGUUCAUCAUAAAGCCAGCAAGAAAUCCUGUUUGUGUUGCAGAAUCAGACCAAACUGACAGAGAAGAUUGGCAGAAAGUACAAAGAAACAAAAUCAAAGGUAGAGUCAAAAUCAAUACAGUAUAAAAUCCAACACGAAAAGACAGAAUGCUGCUUCAAAACUUUCCUGGAGUCUCCAGCUGCAUACAUAAAUGUCUAUUAUGCAAAGUAUUUUCAAAUGUUGAGAGACAAUUUGCCCUGAGUAACAUAAUUUCUUUGAUGCAGCAAAAAUAACACAAUUUGCCCUGAGUAACACAAUCUGCAUGCCUCUAUUUUUUUUAUUGAUCAACUUUACCAAGCCUUUGGCUGCCGAAGCAAAAGGAGAGAGUCUCCCUCUUUCUGCUUAGUUUGCAGAACUAUGUUUCAAACUAGAGCUGAGCAAAAACCAUGGAAAAGGCAAGAUAAGAAAUAUCAUGGUUCAAAAUUUUCUUUAUAGUUGCCUAGUUGUAAACAGACCAGUCAUGGUUGUCUACUUUUUAGUUUCGCCAAUAUGGUUCCUCUAAAAACCAGUGUUUUUUCCUAAAUUUUCAUGUCUCCCGUUGUAAAAUAUUCAUUUCUUAUGUCAAGCAAUCAAGGUAUCGCUCAUCUCUUGCCAUCUUUCAACCAGGCAAAGUAACUAAAGGUGUAUAUAUGAAUAUAUGCCUUUUAUAGAUCACUUAAUAGGUGGAUUGCUGACAGCGAAUUUCAAAUCUAGAUCUUACAAGCUAAGUAUUCAAGACCUUACCAAUAAUAGAAUGUCUAGUUUAACAUUUUGUCCCCUAU